AUGUUCACUCGCUUUGUGUGCCUCGCUGUCGCGGCGUCUACCUUCGUGUCCGGCGCUGCCAUCCUAGACAAUGAGGUUGCCAUCAACCCAGCUGCGAGCCAUGUGGAGGAAGUAUCGUUGCGCAGGAUGGGACUGUCCUCGAAAGGCCGCUACCGGCGACAGAUGAAUCCGAACAGCAAUUGCUCGACAUUCGGUAUCGACUUCCAGGACGGCGGCAGCUAUUUCAUCAACUCUCAACUGAAUGAGAGCUUCACCGCCGUGUCGGAGUUCGAGGGCUGCAACAAUGAUACCGCUUCCGUUGUACUUGUCAACGACCAGUCUUCGGACCAAUAUGAGUGCACGUCAGUGCCUACUGUACCGAACGAUACUCCAGAAAUGACGACUUGCCCGAUCACCAACAACGAGAUGUCCUCUGGCAACUGGUCCCUCAUCCUCAUCGGCAACAAUGGCAAUGGAAACCCCUUCGCUUACCAACGGGACUUCUAUCUAACAGUCGGCGUCCCUAACACCACAACCGUCACGUCCACUGUCACCUUUACUGAGACCAGUACCCCGAUUGCAACGAUUACUUGUAAGCUGUAUUUGUCUAGAGAUCUCGCGUGCUUCCACUGACAACUUACAGCGAUUUCUACCGACAUCAUCACUUCUACUGUCGGAGGCAAUGUCGUCACCCAGCCUGGUGGCACAAAUGUCAGAACAGCGACUGGCAGGGCCGUUACAGUGACUAGCACAGUCGUCAAGCCCAAGCGCUUUACCCGCUGGACCAGCGAAGUCAAAAGCCUGACAGCAACCAUCACACCCUCCUGCACCGUACCGGCUCGUCCAGACUUCCCGGAUCCAAGAUGCCACAUCUACCCAACCGUCGUACCAGUCCCAAGCAACCUCUACAUCCAAACCCAAGGCAACCAGCAGGCACCUAUGCACAAACUUGCUCGCCGUUCGCCAGACUCGCCGACUGUCACGGUCACUGCUUCGGACGUCGAUAGUACCACGACCACAGUCACCGCAUCGACAUCCACCGUUACCGGGGAAAGCGCCACGACGGAGACUGUUACUACGACUCGGGCUGGCCAGACUCUGCGCGGCGAUGUGGCUUUGAAGACGACCACGAUUGCGGGCUCCACGCGAACCAUUACCAAGGUCAGCUAUUCUGUCGCGUACGAAACCAAGACGUUCAGUCUUACUUGGACUUACCGUGUUACUUCUACUCCGGCUGCGAGCGCGAGCGCUUGUAAGCGGAAGGGUGGACAUUUCUUGUACGACUCCAUCUGA
Molecule: messenger RNA, 1272 nt
Organism: Lecanosticta acicola
Lineage: Eukaryota; Fungi; Ascomycota; Dothideomycetes; Mycosphaerellales; Mycosphaerellaceae
Source: the annotation of a GenBank genome assembly